Molecule: messenger RNA, 2251 nt
Organism: Benincasa hispida (wax gourd)
Lineage: Eukaryota; Viridiplantae; Streptophyta; Magnoliopsida; Cucurbitales; Cucurbitaceae
Product: Pentatricopeptide repeat (PPR) superfamily protein
Molecular function (GO): protein binding
Source: RefSeq, a predicted model, not a curated record
UUAGAAUUUGAUUGGGAUGCACAAAUACGUGCCGUCAAAAUAUUGCGAACUGGAUUUGAAAGAAAACCGCUAAAAACCAUCGGAAGGAAGAAACUAAGCUUCGAGCUUCCUUUGAUCAUUUCGUUUGGAUACAGCAAUGGCGGCUCUGUGCCUUUCUCGCGGUCUCAACCAUUCACAAUCCCUUUCCGCCAUUUUUACCCAAAUUCUCUUUGUUCUCAGUCGAUGAAUGAUAAAUCAAGGCACUGUACUGGCCCAAAAACCAACUGCAUCCACAUGAAGACCCACAAACCAAUUUCUCCCUUUCGAUUGUCUUCACUUCUCCGUCUCCAAAAGGACCCAAAACUUGCUUUUCAACUCUUCUUAAACCCUAAUCCCAGCUCUCCAAAACCCCCAAAACCCUUCCGUUACUCUUUACUUUCCUACGAUCUCAUCAUCUCCAAGCUCGGACGUGCCAAAAUGUUCGAUGAAAUGGAAGAAAUCCUCAACCAGCUCAAGCAAGAGACUCGUUUUGCUCCUCACGAGGUUAUUUUCUGUAAUGUCAUUUCGUUCUAUGGCCGAGCCCGCCUCCCUGACCGUGCCUUCCAAGUGUUCGAUAAAAUUCCAUCAUUCCGUUGCAAGCGGACGGUGAAAUCUGCAAAUUCUUUGUUGGAUGCAUUGUUGAAGUGCCGGGAGUUUGAGAAAAUGGCGGAAGUUUUUGUGGGCAUUGUUAACUAUGGCUCCCCUGAUGCUUGUACUUUUAAUAUUUUGAUUAAUGCUGCUUGUUUAUGGGGGGAUUUGGAUGCUGUAUGGUAUGUGUUCGAUGAAAUGCAAAAGAGAGGCGUAAAACCGAAUGUGGUUACUUUUGGGACGAUGAUUUAUGGGCUUUCUCUGAAUUCUAAGUUGAAAGAAGCAUUGAGAUUGAAAGAGGAUAUGGUGAGGGUGUACAUGAUUAAACCUAAUGCGUCAAUAUAUGCUACUUUGAUCAAAGGAUUAUGUGGGGUUGGAGAAUUGAAUUUGGCUUUCAAGCUAAAGGAGGAGAUGGUGACAAACAAGGUAAAAUUGGACUCGGCAAUUUAUUCUACAUUGAUCAGUGCGCUCUUCAAACAUGGUAGGAAAGAAGAAGCUUCUGACAUUUUAGGAGAAAUGGGAGAGAACAGGUGCAAACCCGAUACCGUUACCUACAAUGCCAUGAUCAAUGGGCAUUGUAAAGAUAAUGAUCUCGAAUCUGCACAAAGAAUUUUGGAUGAGAUGAUCGACAAAGGGUGUAAGCCAGAUGUGAUCAGUUUCAAUAUAAUCAUUGGAGGGUUAUGCAAGGAGGGGAAAUGGGAUAAAGCAAUGGACUUGCUUGAAGAUAUGCCAAGACGAGGUUGCCCUCCAGAUGUGGUAUCAUACAGGACACUUUUUGAUGGACUGUGUGAAAUGAUGCAGUUAAAGGAAGCAACUUCCAUACUGGAUGAGAUGAUCUUCAAGGGUUAUGUCCCUCAUUCUGAAAGCAUAAACAAACUCGUCGACAGAUUGUGCCAGGAAUGCAAUAUGGAGCUGUUGUGGAUGGUUAUAAACAGUCUUGGAAGAGGAAAUCGCAUGAAUGUGGAUACAUGGGCUAGAAUUGUUGCUUUUGUUUGCAAGGAGAAGCUAUCAGAAUCCUCCAACUUAAUUGACUCAUUGAUUAGUUAACAAUUUCACAGCGUUAUCAGGGGAUAAUCUUAUGAUAUCCAUGUUUAAAUUCUUGUUUGUCCUAUCCUAUCUACCAGUAUGGACUUCUUGUCCUUGAAACUCAACUUUCAUCUCCUUCUCCUUAGUCUGGGCAUCUCAAAGACGAGAUGUCGUAGAUUUACAACACUUCCAUGAAAUUGAUUUUCAAUGAGCCAGAACAAACUUACUAUCCAUGUUUUGUAUGAACUAGGAGAUAGAGAGUGAUGACCCCUAAGGAUCCUAGUUCUCUCUCCAUGCUAUAUUUGACCGACUAUAGCACCAUGCUCUGAGCAGAUCUUUCUAGUUAGUAAAUGAGAGAGCUUUAUCCCUUAAAAAGACAUCUAUUUUUUGUUAUCAGGAACUCUUCGAUCUAAUCGACAAUAGUCAAAAGUAUCUGCGAUGGCUGUAUUUGUUAAGGGAGUAUUUGGGUCACUUAAUUGAGUUAUGAAGUCUGGAGUUAAUAUGAUGGAAUUAGGAAGUUUAUAUUUGGGAUGAAAUUCCUCAAUAAAUAUGCAAUUUUUAAUAGUGUUUACUAUUGAACUUGAGUUAUUUAACACCAACUUAUGAAGUUGGCAGACUA